Molecule: messenger RNA, 4329 nt
Organism: Diachasmimorpha longicaudata
Lineage: Eukaryota; Metazoa; Arthropoda; Insecta; Hymenoptera; Braconidae
Product: segmentation protein Runt-like
Exons: 6
Coding region: 2676-3656 (326 amino acids)
Biological process (GO): regulation of DNA-templated transcription
Cellular component (GO): nucleus
Molecular function (GO): RNA polymerase II cis-regulatory region sequence-specific DNA binding; DNA-binding transcription factor activity, RNA polymerase II-specific; ATP binding
Source: RefSeq, a predicted model, not a curated record
AGUAUGUAUAUAGAGAGGCACGUGACAGGUUCGCACAGGACCUCGUUUCGACGUACGAACGAUACGUUGGGAUGGCCCUCUCACAUUGUUGGUGAUUCUAAAUAGAGGGGCUGAGGGGGAGGGAUGAAGACCGGAUGAGAUUAUACGUAGGCCCGAGGGUUUAGUGUGUGUUUCAACAGUGAGUAUGUACAUACGCAAGUCUACUGGGGUUACACGCUUACACAAACACAUGUGUAUGGGGUAAAAGAGAAGGGAGGACUGGAAAAUGCCUGGUCUGUCCAUCAUUCCCCUUGCCCUUCCUGCAUCGGUGGUAACCGAGCGCCCUUGCUUGCCUCAUUUUAUCAGCCUUUAAACCCCUUUUCAUAUAUGUACCGAGAAGAACACCGUCCUCCAGUAUGUACUGACGAUAUCCAAUGAGGCCACGAGACCGACAGCGAUAUUAGUUGCAUUGUCAAAUAUCCGGAUACUCAGGGCGAUUUAAUUAUCACUGGGUCUAUAGAUAUAUAUUGGGGGAGGGACAUUAAAUGAAAUGGGUGGUUUAGGGGUUAAUGUCAAUGAUAGGGUGGGGCAAGGAGAACCAUCGGAAAAAAUGAAUUUAGAGCGAAAGUCAGGCGUUUUCUUUGAGCUAAAAAUAAUAAAUUAUCGAGAAUAUCAACCCAGUGCAUGUGGUAUUGUGACUUGUGACUCUUGUCCAGAGCUCCAUGACGAGUGAACGGUGAGCGAUUUCCGAUGGUCGUCCUUGGCAUCGACAUUGGAGAUCAAAGGAUUGGCCAUCGGUAUUUAAAUAAAUUACAAUCGACGAGAAUAAAAUUUGAAAAUUGACCUUACAAGUCAAUUCCGCGAUAGAAGUAUCCCCAGCUGACUGAGUGGAAAAAAAAAAUCAUGAGAAAUAAUUUCCCCAGUUUGACAUAGAAUCUACUGCAGCUGUGUUUAUGUUCGUGAGUGUAAAAAAAAGUGAUACAAAAAACGAAUCCCACUGGGAGCGGCAGUAGCUGCUAUAUGCAGUGAGUGGAUGAGUGAGUGCACGAGUAAAAGUGAGUGAACGAACGAGGUGGUAGAACAGGGACAGAGCCGGGGAGUCGUGGAUUUCGCGGUGUUGGGGGUGUUGGGGGUGGUUCACCAUAGUGUACCACUGGCGUGCAGCACAGAAGAGUGAAGUGGAGUGGGACGAGAGUGUGUAUGUAGAGGAUGGAGUGAGGUUGAAAGAGGAUGAGGUGGUUGGGGAUGGUGAGGGUAUUUGUUGGCGCGAGUGGCUAGCCAGUCGGAUUACCACUGUGGGUGGAGUGAGUAAAAAGGGACAGGGAGAGAGGAAGUGAGUGGGUUGGAAAAGGCUGGUCAAGCGCUGGGAUGUUGGAAGAGCUGUUAUGCAGAUAGAGAGAGAGAGAGAGAGCGCCAAAGAGUGCGCCAGUGUACGAGGAAGAGUGAGUUGGUGAGGGAGGGGGAAAGGGGGUAGCCAGCAAUGACACACAAGGCUGUACCACUCGUCGAAAAAUGUAGUCGAGUGUGCGAAAGAGAACACCGGGGUCAAAAUGGGUUAAAUAGAGGAGGAUGGAUGUAUUCGUCCAAUAGAGACCGACGAAACCAACACUGGAAAAUUUACACGCAUCACAGCGGGUACGACGCUGAAUGGCGAGGGUUAAAAGAGCAUCGCUAAUGGCCCUGCUCGGUUAUUUUGUGGAUUUUUAUAAUACGAACACCGAGUUUCUGAUGGAACAACCUCUGUGUAGAAAAUCUCUCAGAGCUUUUUUUGCCAUCGAUGGAUCAACGGUUUUUCGGCGCCAUCGGGCUUUUCACGGCGGGGAGGCACUCUGGAUAAUUAUGAUGAUUACGAUAGAAUUUUUGAUGGGGUAGGGUAUUGAUGGGACUGACUGGAUUGCUAGGAAGUAAUAGCAUCGCAUAGUGAGCCACGUGCGCGUGUGGGCACGUAAACGCUACCGUCUCCCCGAAGAGUAGCUCAAGCUCGUUGGGAAAGGGAAAUCGGUGAAGUUUCAUCAACUCCUGGGAGCAGAAGCAGGAAGACGUAGAAAAUCCCAACGCAGAGGGAGACAAUCCACCCCGAGGGCCAACAGUCAGAGGGAGAUAGCAGAGCGCGAGUGAGAGUGUCCCUCCCCUCUCGUCCACCCACCCCCCCGUUAUGUAUAGGUAGAACUUGUCAAGGCCUUAGGUACCGCCAGCAACCCUCAAGCCUUGGUUAGGGGCUGAAGGCGGCGAGCCACUGAGGCCACAAACACGACCACCGUCCUCAUUGGUCGACGCGUCACCACUGGGUGGGGCUCUGGGAAAAAGUUGGUGGGGGAAAAAAUCCCCUCUAAAUAGCUGCGGCAACGUAAGCGAAAAACUAGAAUCCGCUGAGCCGGCACCGAGUGCGCGUCGUAUAUUCAACAUUUACCUUUCAACACUGUUGCAAACAUCAAACUGCAGCGGUGCAGCACCACUUCACCGACUCCACACGAUUCCACCAAGACAGUAUAUCUAUACGUAAUAAGAGUAACAUAUAUUUGUCAGUGUUUGUUGAGCGUUCGGCAAUCGUUAAUUAGUGUCAGCGAAGUGUUGUGUGAAGUGUUUUAAAAUCAGUGAUUAACAAGUUGGUAGCCAUUGAUCCUCGGGUCAAUCGGCUUGUUGUGCACAAAAAGGAUUUAUAAUCACAAUUAUCGAUAUUGGAGGAUUUGUUAAAAAUGCAUUUACCCGAGGGACCAAAUGGAAUGGAGAUCUUCAGCCAUGUACACGAUACACUGAGAGCGUGUCACGGUGAUCUUGUGCAGACCGGUAGUCCUGCUAUUUUGUGCAGCGCCCUACCGACCCACUGGAGAUCCAACAAAUCAUUGCCGGUUGCAUUCAAAGUCGUCGCACUCGACGACGUCAGCGAUGGUACACUAGUCACUAUUCGCGCUGGUAAUGACGAGAAUUGUUGCGGUGAAUUGAGAAAUUGUACCGCAGUCAUGAAGAAUCAAGUGGCUAAAUUCAAUGACCUGAGAUUCGUUGGACGCAGCGGUAGAGGCAAAUCAUUCUCCCUGACGAUUCAAAUCAGCUCGAUACCGUUUCAAGUCGCCACCUACACCAAAGCCAUCAAGGUGACGGUGGACGGCCCCAGGGAGCCUCGAUCCAAGUCGAAUUAUCAGUACGGCCCAGGCUUCCCAGGACUCGGUCUCCUCAAUCCCUGGUUGGACGCAGCGUAUCUCGGUCACGCGUGGCACCUGCAUCAUCCUGCUCUAAUGAAAGCAGGUACUGUACCAAUGCCAUCAGCGGAUCUGUUCACACCAAAUUUUCCACCUACAGUACUACCGUCCACGUACCCAUUUCACGAACACGUCAAGUAUCCAACUGAGUAUCCUGGUAUGCCAACCAAUAAAACACCAGCACUACCAAACAGCCCAUCGAGAACACCACCAAGAAGUCCAAGUGACAGUGGCAGUGAAUCAGCGACUGAUGAAGUACGCAGUGCCUUUGUGCCAAUUAGAAUAAAUUCACUGCCACCAGCACCGAUAGCCGUUACCCCAUCGUCAUCAUCGCCAGGUAGGCCAGUUGCAUCGAGAAAACCAACGGAAGGUGUAAAGUGCGAGCUCAAAGCACCAACGACACUAAUAUCGAAGAGAAGUCCAUCACCCACGAAAUUACUGUCACCACCAGCUGCCAAGCCUGUUUGGAGGCCUUACUAAGUUUCAAUGACUCAUGAUCUUACGGAACGUUUUUUGGUGAUUUAAUCUCAAGAACGCUGGAAGGCUAGUGAUAUAUCUCCGAAGGCGCCAAGCGUCUACGAGUGACUAUUUAUUUACGCGUCAAAAAAUUACUUCUGUUUCUGUCACUGGAUAACCGAUUGAUCCCAGUGUCGUGGCAAUUUUUUUUUCCCUCAGUAUAUUUGAUUCUACUGUACAUAAUGUGACUGAAUUAUCAUUGUUGUACAUGCGACGAUUGUAGAUAUACAAUGGACAAUAAUUUUUAGGAUGUGUGAGUAAAUGAAUUCUUUUGUUCUUCUUUUGUGAUUGUAUAUAGGGGAGAGGGCAACAGACUGGGUGGGUAGAGGCCGUAAUAAUGUGUUGUAAAUAUAAUCAUCGUACGUCUGAUUGUGGUUUAUGGAAGAUGAUAAAAAGAAAGUUAUUUAUAAAUAGUAACCAUUAAGUCAGAGAAAAAAAAAUUUAAUUUAAUGUAAAGAGAGUAAUAUAGAAGAAUGCAGAUGGAAUAAAAGAGAAACUUUUACCUGAUAUGUUUCUUCAUUAUUGAUACGCUAAAUCCCUCACUCGUAUUAAGUCAAAAUCCUCUCGCACUUUGGAUACAGUUGUAAAGAUUUAACAAUUGUGAAUUCACCCAUUCGGUGUUUCCAAAUUGGUUGGA